CACGGCUUAGUUGUUUACCAAAUUCGAAGCUUUACGGUUGAUCCGCGGAUGAAAGGGCGCCAUAAAACAAAGAGAACUUGGAGAGACGACUCGCGAAACGUUUUACAGUUAUUAUAUCCAGCCAAUUGGCGUAGUUCGCUGCGCCGACUGUGUCGUUAACUACGCUGUUUGUUUUUGUUUUUUGCAAGUGCUUUUGAGUGCCGAAGUAAACAAGUCCGUGCGUAAGCCAGCCAGUUCAAUCGCCCGCUUGCGUGAAGGACCCAGUUUUAGCCAUGGCCCAAACAGAGGCCAAAACCACGUGCACGCGGCGUCGCCGCCAGUUUUUGCCCGAUGGCCAAAAUAGGCAGCAGCAGCAGCAGAAGCGACAACAACAACAUUGUUAGCGGUUUCCUCUCGAAAAUAUAUCGUGUGCUACAUAAUGCCGUUAGAUAUUUAUAACGGCGCAGAUCGCAUACCGUUAAUCGUGGAUUGUGGCACUAACUGAACUGGUAGAGCGAUUGUUGUGAUUAUCCUUGUUGUGAUCCCGCCUAUCAAAAGUGGGGAUAAGCAUUGGCAACAGUUGGAAAUUCGUAAGCAUUUUAGAGGCCAGCAUCAGAUUAUAUCAUCACUGUUUUCGGAGGACUCAUUACAGUUGAAUUCAGCAUCCGGCGCGACAGGCUGUCUCAUUUCCACAUCCCAAAAAAAAAAACAACAAGCGACAGGCUCGUAAAAGGGCGCUGUACAGCAAUAAGAACAUUUUAUGACGGUCACAUAAUAAGAUCGAAAAGGCCCCGCCCACUGUCGCACAAACCGGGGGCGCAGAGGAGGAUGCAAAUUACGUGGCACAUGAAGCGUCAAAGCGUUUGAUUUGAUUGUCAGCGGCAGAAGUGAAGUGAAGUGAAGUGAAGGGAAGCGAAUCGUUUACCGACCAAGUUUACACCUCCAACGGACCGACUGGCACCGAUUGAUUGAUUGAUUGACAGAUUGGCCAGGGCUCGGAGGUUAGAGGUCAGCGGCAGAGGCAGCGGCAACAGCACAAUGAACAAGAAGUCGCCACUGCCGUUGGCGGCAUUUCUCGGCGGCGACGGCAGCGGCGGCAGCGGAAACUGUGCCGCCAGCGGCAGCAGCAACGUUGCAGCAACUGCAGCGUCGGCGGCUGCGAACGGUUCCGGCGGACGUGGCGGUCGCCAGUCGUCGACGGGCGGCUCGUCGAGCGGCGGCGGGGGAUCCAAGUCGGAGAAGCAGGCGGCACGGGAGGCGGGCGGCGGCGGCGGAGGCAGUCUAUGCGGUUGCCAAAAGGCGCCCAAGUCGCACUGCAUAUCGGCAACAGGCGUGCUUUUGUUGGUGCUGCUCUACACUGCGAUGGGUUCCAUUGUGUUCGUGACGCUCGAGGGCGAAUUGGAGGACGGUGGCGCCCUGGAAACCGCUGUGGCCGCUUCCAAGCCAUAUCCCCGCACCGAAUUGGCCAACGCCGAGAUACGAUCCAGAACUGUGGAUCGUUUGUGGUCGAUAACGGAGGACCUGAACAUAUUGUACAAGGAGAACUGGACGCGACUCGCCGCGCAGGAGGUGCAGCUGUUUCAGGACACUUUGCUGCGGGCGGUGCGACAGUCGAAGGUUUAUCCCCCCGGCGGAAUCCAGUUGAAUGCGCCCACACACAAAUGGACCUACGCCUCGGCCUUUCUCUACUCCCUGACAUUAAUUACGACGAUAGGCUAUGGCGGCAUCUCACCGCGGACGCAGUGGGGCCGAGUGGCGGCAUUGGUGUACGCCCUGUUCGGGAUUCCCAUCGUGCUGCUCUACCUAUCCGCCAUGGGCGAAGCGCUCUCGGCGGGAAUGCGCUGCCUGUUCCGGCGCCAGCGUGUGAAGGGCGGACCUGGUGGCGGCCCCGGUGGCGGCGCCUCCGGUGGAGUGGGCUCGGGCGCAGGAGGAAGUGGUGGCGGCCGAAAGACGGACAAGAACAAGGGCCAGGGGCACUACGGCCACCAGAAGCUGCAUCAGUACGGCCUGCCGCCGUCGGUGUACCAGCAGCAGCAGGCGCAGCAAGCGCAACAGGCGCAGCAACAGCAGGCGCAACAAGCGCAGCAGGCGCAGCAACAGCAGGUGCAGCCGGGCAAGAAAUCCUCGGGCAAUCGCCGUGGCUCACCCAGUGUUCCCAUCUCCAUCUGCGUGUGUGUGCUGCUCUGCUAUGUGAGCAGUGGUGCGAUUCUGUUUCACAAACUGCAGAACUGGAGUGUCCUGGAGUCGCUAUACUUCUGCUUCACCUCGCUGGGAACCAUUGGAUUCGGUGAGAUGGCGCCCAAUGGUGCAGUGGCUCUCUACACGGCCUCCGCCUACAUUCUGGUCGGCAUGGCCGUGGUGGCCAUGUGCUUCAGCCUCAUCCAGACGGAGAUCGUGCUGUGGCUGCGCCGGUUCAGCGUCCAGGAUCACGUGAUGCCCAAGGCCGAGGAACUGGCUCUAGUCACCGUGGCGGUCACGCCGAAACCCUCCUGACAGCGACCCAGUGCGGAUCCCAGUCUGGGCGUCGGAUUGGGAGUGGGUCUGGCCGGCGGCGCCUUGGGGCAGCCGCAGAACAAUCUCGGCCAGCACCAGACCAUGUUCUUUGGACCCGCCCACACGCUGACGCAGUACAGUUCGCUGCCGCGCAGGAGUCACCUGCAGGCGGCCAACAAUUCCGGCGGAGGAUCGGCCUUCCAGCGGAACACGCCCAUCCGCAGAUCGACGGGCAUACCGGAGCACCAUCUGGAGUACUUUGUGCCGCGCAGCAUCAGUGAGUUCAAUCUGUCGGGAGUGGGCGAUCUCGCCCUGCCGCCACCACGUCGAUACUCGCCCAAUAUGGUGGGUGGUGGUGGUGGAAUGGGCGGCGGAAUGGGCAUGAAUAUGGGUGGCAUGGGCAUGAACAUGGGCAUGGGCAUGGGCCUGCCACAUGGCCUCCAGUUGGGUCCACCCCAGACGCUGCUCUGCUCGGCCACGCCCACUGUGCAGCAGCAACAGCAACCGCCUCCGCCGCCGGCACAACUGCAGAUUGUCACCCUAAAGCCACGCAGCGAGAAGAUGGUGACCUUCGAGGAUGAGUCAAAGCAGGCGGUGGGCGGUGGAGCAGUUGGCGGAGGAGCCGGUGGCUCCGGCACGCCACCGCAUUGUCCACACGGAGUGCCGACGACUCCGCGAAAAUCGCCAGCCGUGGGCGAUAUAUUCAUGUGACCAGGAGCGCAGGACGAGGCGGCCCAGUUGGAUGCAGCAAUGCGAUUGCGCGACAGCAUCGAUGAUGCACUGUGUCCAAAAGCUGGACCGGCGCCAGGUGAAGUGAUACGUGUCUAGAAAAUCAAAGGAACAUCAACACUCACUCACACAUGCACACACUCACCAACACACUGUUUUAACGAUCACAAUCAUCUUCGCAUUUGGAAUGCCCUGCCCACAUUUGAUACGCUCAGAUACAUCUGCCAGAUUCGGAAUUGUGCCCAGUGUAUCCACACACUCAUAUGCUCAUAUGGCCAACUGGGCGAGAAGGGGAAGCGGGUGCCCCUGUCACACUUGGCCAUCCCAAGCGGCAACCUGGCCAACUCCCGAGGCCUGACACCAAUACUAAUGCGUGCGAUUAACAUUCGGAAUGGUCUGCUUCCAGACGGAGAUUUGAUGGUGGUGGUGGUGGUGGUGCAGCGAGGACGAAGGACGCAGGACUUCUGGCAAUCGGCAGGCAAUUGGCAUGGACGCGACUCUGGGCUUUGGGCCACAUACGAUGGGCAUUACCCGUCGUGGGGCUGCGGACACGGUCAGAUGGCUGCGGUACAUGUGUACAUGUGUAUCUGUGUAUCCACACCCGCACUCGCACACACAGCUUCGCCUACACAUGUUCCACAUAUCCCACAUAUUCCACACCCAGUUACGCAUACACAUGUAGAAUCUAAGCCAACACGUACGCCCACGCAUACACACGGCUGCAUAUGUUUGUUAUAAGUCCCCCUGCAAAUAUGCGAUAAACUACUUGCCACCUGGGGGGUUUCCCGGGCUCGGGCUUUGUGCGGCGCUGACGGUGGGUGGGUGAUUCCAGGACCUCGGAAUGGUGUCGGCUACACGAAAAAUGGCGGCAUGUCCUGUCUUGUUGCCGCAACGUGUGUCUUUCGAUCGGAUGGCAAGAGUGUCCGGAAAUGGCCAGGGAUGGCAAACAACGCGACGCUGAUUCAAUUGCACUGUAUCCUGUUUCAAUCGAGUGAAUUUAUUAGAUUUUUCAGAUUGCGAAAUGAGUUCGAAAGAAUGCUCUAUUGCUAACUUGAUAUUAAGAGCCUUAACCAAUCGUUGAACUAUUGUAUAACUAAUUGUAUAACUUCUGUACGCCUAAAACUACAAACUAUAUCCCUUUGUAAAAUAAUAGUAAAGCUCUUUACUUUAAUUUCAAUCACAAUAUACGAAUAAAAAUGUAA
Messenger RNA from Drosophila mauritiana, 4403 nucleotides. RefSeq lists its product as uncharacterized. NCBI's taxonomy places the organism in Eukaryota, Metazoa, Arthropoda, Insecta, Diptera, Drosophilidae. Gene Ontology annotation, biological process: stabilization of membrane potential; potassium ion transmembrane transport. Gene Ontology annotation, molecular function: potassium ion leak channel activity. Gene Ontology annotation, cellular component: membrane. The transcript is spliced from 9 exons. The record is from RefSeq and is a predicted model, not a curated record.